UGGACAGACUGGGGACAACAAAAGGUGAUGCAGGCUGCUCGUAGACUCAACAAGGAAAAGGCUAAACUUCAAAGCCUGAGGCAAGAAAGAGAUGAAGCAGCUCAUCUCCUUAAAGAAAAGGAAACACUGGAAGUUAGUAUGAUGAAGAAAGUCGCAGAGACAGAAUUUGCUUGGUCAAAAGCAUGUUCUCAGUAUGAAUCGCUAAAUGAUACUACCAGGAGGCUUGAAGAUGAUAACAACAAGCUGAGGCAGGAAUUGGAAGUUGCUAAGGCACGUGCUACUAAACUAGCUAAUAGUUGUCAAGAAGCAUCUAUGAGGGAAAUCAGGACACAGAAAAAGAAGCAAUCAUGGGAAAAGGAAAAAAUAAUGCUUGCCGAGGAUCUUGCAGCUGAAAAACAGAAGUUAUUGCAUCAUAGCCGGAAGUUUGAAGAAGCUAAAGUGUACCAUGACCAAAGUGAGGAUAGAUGGAAACUUGAAGAGAAGGGAAAACAAGAUAUCCUCACGCUGGUCGCUGCUGAAAGGAAUGAACGUGAACAAAUAGAAACUUCAGCUAAAUUGGAGGAAACAGCCUUUGUAUUAAAGUCAGAAAGUGAAUUACAAAAAUACAAAGAAGAUAUCAGAAGCCUUGAAGACAAGAUUUCAAAACUGAGAAUUAAUAGUUAUACAAAAACCCCAGCACUUACAUGGGACAUGAAUGCUCAUUCUAAUACCGAGAUAUUGGAUUCCCAGGGAUCUGACAAUGAAGUACAGCGUGAUAGAGAGUGUGUAAUGUGCUUGACUGAGGAAAUGUCAGUUGUUUUCCUUCCCUGCUCCCAUCAAAUUGUUUGUGCAAAAUGCAAUGAAUUGCAUGAGAAGCAGGGAAUGAAGGACUGCCCUUCUUGCAGGACCCCUAUUCAGCGAAGGAUACAUGUUCGCUCAGCUUAAUCUCAAUUUACAAAUUCCAUCUUCGAUGAGAAAUAAAGCUUUGAGUUGUAUUCUGAGGUUUUAUACUGGAUAGAGAGUGUGUAAUGUGCUUGACUGAGGAAAUGUCAG
Zingiber officinale is the source of this 1032-nucleotide messenger RNA. Its product is annotated as putative E3 ubiquitin-protein ligase RF298. Bases 28 to 924 code for a protein of 298 amino acids. The transcript is spliced from 2 exons. The record is from RefSeq and is a predicted model, not a curated record. Lineage: Eukaryota; Viridiplantae; Streptophyta; Magnoliopsida; Zingiberales; Zingiberaceae.